AUGGACCCAAGUCGAGAAGACUCACAUAGUAUGAUCCUUGAUUUAUCUUUGGAUCCUUUCAUUAUUGAUUUCACCAAAGAUGGGUGGCUAGUAUUAUCUAUUGCGAAGACACAAUCGAUACAAUUUUGCAAUCCCUUAACAAGAGUAAAGGGGGACUAUCCCCCAAAUGAAGAGGUCAGACUUUAUAAUGUUGGAAGCAUUGGAUUCUCAACAAAUCCUACGUCUCCUGACUGUGUGACUGUUAAGUUUGUUUACGAGGAUGAUUUAGUCAUCUACUACCAUCGAUAUGGGGAUAAAAGGUGGACUCGAUUUGAUGUGGACAACUAUGACAAUGAAUUUAGUGUUGGGACUGGUAGUCCAGUUUAUUUUAAUGGAGCAUUUUACGUACUUGACAGGAACCUUGGGCAUCUCGGAGCAUUUGAAUUGGUAGAUGGAGGUGGAAGUUGGAACAUUUAUCACACUCCAGUUAUUCCAUUUGCCCAUUUUCAUUCAACUCAGUUGAGUGUGGUGGAAAACUCCUUGCUAUAUUCAUUGGCCAUAUGGGAUCGAGAGUCAAAGUGUUCGAGUUUAACCAUUUUAAAAAAACAUUGGGUUGAUGUUCAAAAUCUUGGUAACUAUAGCUUGGUUAUCCAUCGUUCAUCGUCGAUUUCAAUACCGACCUCAGAUGACGGAAUGAGAAAUUAA
This is a messenger RNA of Chenopodium quinoa (quinoa), 684 nucleotides long. RefSeq names its product F-box/kelch-repeat protein At1g57790-like. The record is from RefSeq and is a predicted model, not a curated record. The transcript has a single exon. The coding region runs from base 1 to 684 and encodes 227 amino acids. Lineage: Eukaryota; Viridiplantae; Streptophyta; Magnoliopsida; Caryophyllales; Amaranthaceae.